Molecule: messenger RNA, 3789 nt
Organism: Besnoitia besnoiti
Lineage: Eukaryota; Apicomplexa; Conoidasida; Eucoccidiorida; Sarcocystidae
Product: AARP2CN (NUC121) domain-containing protein
Exons: 12
Coding region: 1-3789 (1262 amino acids)
Biological process (GO): ribosome biogenesis; endonucleolytic cleavage of tricistronic rRNA transcript (SSU-rRNA, 5.8S rRNA, LSU-rRNA); maturation of SSU-rRNA from tricistronic rRNA transcript (SSU-rRNA, 5.8S rRNA, LSU-rRNA)
Cellular component (GO): 90S preribosome; nucleus
Molecular function (GO): GTPase activity; U3 snoRNA binding; ATP binding
Source: RefSeq, a predicted model, not a curated record
AUGGAGACGAGCACUGGCGACCAGCUGCACAAGCGGCACCAGCAGAGGCACGGAAAAUCUGAGAAAAAGAAGAAGAACAAGCUAAAAAAGAAAGAUGGGACGGCGGAGAAGCAGCACAACCCGCGAGCGUUCACCUUCAGUGGAGGUGUCGUCUCAGUGCAGCGGAAGGUUCAGCGGUCACUGGAUAAACUGGCGCUGAAGGAGAGGGAGGAGAAAACAGACAAAACGCCAGAUAUCCCUCCCCCGUACGUCGUUGUGGUUCAAGGUCCCCCCGGGGUCGGGAAGACGACUCUGAUUCGGUCGCUGGUGAAGCACUACACGCGCCACUCCCUGCAAGUGGUCCAAGGCCCCGUCACACUCGUCGCUUCCAAGCAGCGACGUCUCACCUUCGUGGAGUGCAGCGGGACGGACAUGCAGCAAAUGCUUGAUCUGGCCAAGAUCGCCGACCUCGUUCUUCUCCUCGUAGACGCCGACUUCGGCUUCGAGAUGGAGACGUUUGAGUUCAUCAACAUUCUUCAGGUUCAUGGUUUCCCGCGCGUGAUUGGGGUGCUCACGCAUUUGGAUAAGGUGGAAGAUCGCCAGAACCAGAAGGCGCUGCGGCGCUGCAAGAAGCAGCUCAAGUCGCGUUUUUGGACCGAGAUUUACGAGGGCGCCAAGUUGUUCUACCUCACGGGGCUGCAGUAUGGCCGCUACAAAAAGCGGGAGGUCCUCAAUCUUUCGAGAUACAUCGCUGUGCAAAAAUACGCGCCGCUCUCCUGGCGCUCGGCGCACCCGUACCUCCUCGCACUCCGCUGCGAACCGAAUUCAAUACUUUCCGCCUCGAAAAACCACGACGAGGAGGAGGAGCGAGAAGGCAGAGCAUCAAGCGCCUCAAGCUCCUGCAUCUUCUACGGAUACGUCCGCGGCUCUGUCAUGCGCCAAGGACAGUGGGUCCACAUCCCGGGGGCGGGCGACUUCCAGAUCUCUUCCCUCUCCUGCUGCGCCGACCCCUGCCCGCCUCCCCAGGGUGCCCUGCCUUCCUCAGCGCCAGCGGACGAAGAAGGCGAUGAGGGCGACGCCGAGGCCACGGGGCUUGAGGCGGACGCCAAACGGCGGGGGCGGCCGCGGACUCUCAAGGAGCAUCAGAGAGCGAUCUAUGCGCCGGGGUGCGACGUGGGCAACAUUCGCGUGGAUGCGGACGCGAUGUAUAUACACCUACCAGAUACCAAGGUGUCUUUUACGCGGCCGGAGCUUCUGAUCAAAGAGCGCGCCGAGAAGAAAGAAAACUCCCGAGGGCAGGCGACCUCUGAGAAGGCGUCCGAUGACGAUGAGGACGACGAAGAGGACGAGGAGGAUGAAGAUGAAUCGAGGGACGGGGAGGAAGAGGACGAGGACGGGAUCGACUUGGGAGCAGGCAAGCGCCCAAUUUUUGCGAAGAAAGAGAAGGAAGAGGACAUGGGCGAAGCGAUUCGCAUGGUGCGGAAGCUUCAGGAGGCAAACAAAUUCAUUGACAAGCAACUGGAGACGCAAGAGCUGCGUCUGCUACCCCACUCGACGCAGACGCUGACGACGCCGGCGCGCAGCGUCCGACAGCUCGAGCCGGCCGCUGAAGAAGAGGGCGACAGUGAAGGCGAAGACGAGGAAGGAGGAGACGAAGUCGAGGAGGUAGUUGCGCAGGACGGCAGAGUGCGACGGAGAGCGCUGCCUCAGUCCAGGGCAAGUGCCACGGGCGCACAAGGGCCUGACGAAGCCGUGUGUGACGAUGACGACGACGAGAGCGACAGCGAGAAAGAAGACGACGAUGGAGACGAGGAUGACGAAGGCGAAGAGUCGGGCGAGGAAGCGGAAGACGUCGAUGCGAUCGCAGCGGUGCACGCCGCCGCCCGAAAGAGAUUCGCGCGGGCGCCCUCUUUGAAAGACAUCAUCUACCUAGGCCACACAGGCGAGGAAGACUCAGAUAGUGAAGAAGCCGCCUCCUCGAGCGCGCUGGGCAACCGCGGAGCGGCGGCAAAACGCAGAGGAGAGCGAGACGCAGGCGGUGACGACGACAACACCAUCCCUCUGUUUGAGGACGAAGACGACGAGGAGGAUGGCGAAACAGAGGCGAAGGACAAAGGACCGAAGGGCGGGCUUCUUGGUAAUCUGCCGCCUGUAGUUCCGUCGGUUCUGAAGCGAGCUGGACUCCACAGGGCUUCAGACAAACAAAAAUCUGCUGCAGAUGAAGACUCCGCGUACGUACCAGACGUGGUCUUGUACGCCUCCGUCAGCGGGCAGACUGGGGACGAUGAAGAAAAAAAAGACUUCUGGCAGCCCGAGCGACUCGAAGAUAUCAAAGCACGAUUUUUCAUUACAGGAGGAUGGAGCAGCGCUGAGGAGGAAGAGAAGAAGAAAGAAGCGGAAGAAAAGCCGCCAAUGACAAAAGAGGAAGAAGCAGAGGCGAAGCGGAAGCAUGCUGCCGAGCAGAAGCAGCUUCUGGAUGAGUCGCGGCGUCUUCAACUGCGAGACCAAGCGACCGACGCGUUUUCGCCGUUUCCGUCUUCCGCCGAGUCUCAGAGCGGCGCGUGCGCCAGCAUCGGCAUGUUCGUUCGCGUACGCGUGGAGCGCCUGCCGCAGACUUGGCUUGACGGCCUUGACGUCAAUCGCCCGGUUCUCCUGGGCGGGCUGUGCGCGGGGGAGCAGGCUAAGACUUUCAUUCAGGUGCGAGUGAAGAAGCACAGAUGGUUCCCCAGGGUUCUGAAAAGCGACGACGUCCUUCUCUUCAGCGCAGGGUGGCGGCGAUUCCAGUCGCUUCCGAUGUAUGCGCUUGAAGAUCGCAGCAAUGCGCGCAUCCGGUACUUGAAGUAUACGCCGGAACAUCUCCACUGCUUGGCUUACUUCUGGGCUCCUGGGCUGCCUCCGGCGACGCCCGUUUUGGCGAUCCGCGACACGCGUGCGACGGCGAACUUCCGCGUCAGUGCCACGGGCUUGGUGCUCCAGACGAGUCCGUCGGUGGAGUUGAGCAAGAAGCUGAAGCUGCUCGGCGAGCCGAAGAAAAUCUUCAAGAACACCGCCUUCAUCAAAAACAUGUUCAACUCCGACUUGGAAGUCAACAUGUGCAUGGGCUCGAAGAUUCAGACAGUCUCCGGCAUUCGAGGUCAAGUCAAGAAGGCGUUGGGCACGGAUGGGACAUUCCGCGCAACGUUCGAAGACAAAAUUCUAAUGUCUGAUCUUGUAGUCUGCAAAACUUGGAUUAAGCUACAACCGCGGCAAUUCUGCAAUCCAGUGCUGGACGUCGAGGGAUGGCAGAGGCUGCGGACGCAGGCGGAAAUUCGCCAGGCGUACCAGAUGCCGACGCCAACGAAGCCGGGUAGCCACCCAGAUGGAAGCUUGGCUGCGCUUCAAGCUGCACGGAGGUCGAAGGAAUUCAACCCGAUUAGAGUUCCGAAGCAGCUCAUGCUCAAGCUGCCCUUCCACGCUCGGACGAAACUGCAACAUCGGACUUCCAAGCUCCACCGACUGAAGGGCAAGGCGCUUGAGGAGGAAAUGGAUCUGCGAAAGCCUCUUGUGAGCGCAUAUGACAGGCGUGUGGCGGCGCUCCUACAGCGGCUACAGACAAUAAAGAACGCCCGUGUCGAGAAAAGAAAGGAGCACCAAAAAGAGAAGCGUGAAAAGGUGGCAAAAGUUGCGGCAAAGAAGGAGGAGGAACGCGUACGCAAGCAGACUGAAAUACGAAAGAGGCGUUAUGUGAAACAGGGGAAAAUUGAACUCGGCAUGAGGAAGAAAAUGCGGCUUGGCUCCGGCAAGGGAGGCAACAGAAACGAAGAUGACUGA